Molecule: messenger RNA, 2580 nt
Organism: Rhipicephalus microplus (southern cattle tick)
Lineage: Eukaryota; Metazoa; Arthropoda; Arachnida; Ixodida; Ixodidae
Molecular function (GO): protein binding
Source: RefSeq, a predicted model, not a curated record
UUGAAUUAGUGUUUACGUCUAGCGUCUGGCACGUUCGAUCUCCGGAUGAGCUGAUCGUUUCAACAAACGAACACAGCUGCGUUUCUUACUAGUCGGAGAUUCCACAAAACGACCGCAAAUACCGAAAGUUGUGCGCAUUUUGAAGUGUUCUGCCCUUGAACGAAGAAAUGAUCAGCUGACGGUCUUAACCACGAACGGCCACUUAGGUCAACCGACUUUGUGAAAACGAUGGCACAGAGAAGGAAAUGACUUCGGACGGCUACAUAUGCAGUUCUGAUGCGUAAACAUGACCGGUGUCGAGGAGACAUCUCCUUCUCAGACGGAUGUAUCGAAUGCAGCCAGUGGAAGCAGUAGCACAUCUGACAGCCUAUCCAGCACUGCUUUCAAGGAAGAACAGCAGAAUGUUUACAACGAAGGCCAGGGAACGGAGCUUUUUGACGUAUACGAUGACUUUGAGUCCUCUGACCCUGAAGACAUCCAAGCAACGAUUUCGCGAGAGUCACCUUCCCCCUGCUCAAAAGGAAGGAAACGAUGCUCAGCUAAGCACAGAAAGAGUAGGAGCCGUCACAAGAAACGACACAUUUCGAGAACGGCGGAGCCUGCAGCGAAACCAUCUUCACCACCUUACGUGCGACCACUCAUCACAGCCUCAAUGCCGACUGUGCCCGCAACCUCUCCGUCCGAGCAGUGGCUUUUGCAUUACAAGAGGCUCAAGAAGGCAAAGUUCAAAUGUACACUGCUACUUGGCCACCAUGACACUGUGCGCUCAGUCGCUGUGGACCAGAAUCUCGUUGUGUCUGCAAGUGACGACACCACGCUAAGAGUGUGGAGCGUGCAAGCCGGCAGGGAACUCUGUAGUCUGCGUGGGCACACAGCGUCCAUCAAUGCCGUCCUCCUCCUGUCCUCUGAACAGACAGAGUCGCUUUGCUACCGAAUGGGACGCCCCCCAACAUAUCGCCUGGCUGUCAGCGGUUCAUCCGACGCCUGUCUCAAUGUGUGGCUUGCUCUCGAAGGGAAGCUGCUCAAGUCGAUGUACACCUACAAUGCCAUCACAGCUCUUGCAGUAAUCACCGCUGACUGCCACAUUGUUGUCGGCACAGAAGGAGGUAAACUGGAAGUGUGGGACGUGGCGAAAGGGUCUCCUCUCAGUUCGGUCAUUGGGCACGAUGGCAUAAUUGUGUCCAUACAGGUCGACUGGACGGACACCGUUUUCUCUGCCUCCUCCGACGGAAGCCUGAAGGUGUGGCAGUGGCUGUCAAACGAGCUGUGCGCAGUACAAGUGCACGAUGCCGUCGCAACUGAAAGCUGCCAAAUGCACUGUGUGGCAGUAGAUGGCUCCAAGAUAUUUGUGGGCAGGGAUAGUGCGAGCGUUAAAGUCAUUGACUGGGCUUCAGGGAGAGUCGACUACCUUAAAAACCACCCUCAUGAUCACGGCUUUGCAAGAGCAGUUUACGUCAAAGACAGCCUUCUCUUGUUGACGUCGUACGACAGAUAUACUGGAAACAGUACCGUGAACAUGCGGACCCUCCCUGGUGGUGCCUAUGUUGGAACGCUGAAGUGUAGCGGGCAGGGCAGAGUCAUCGCCCUGGCAUCUGACAUUGUGGAGCGGAAAGUUCUCAGGAUUGUGACAGGAGGCACGACCCUCGCCGUCUGGGACUGGACGCCUCAUGAAAAUAAUGGCGAAUUUCCCGUACUGUUUCUCGAGGCAUUGGCAGAGCGUCCUCAGGAGGAUGACAAUGGAUCGAACAAAAGCAGCCUCAGCCCGGAAAGACAACUGAUGCUGUAUCAAGAGAAUGCUCAGACUGCUGAUGCAAGCUGGUGUAACAUAAUGUGAUCCUUCUUUCUCCAUUUCGGCCUCAAAAGAGAUACAGUACUCACAGAUUGCAGUGACACUUUUUUUUUUAGUUUAGCAAUUGCUAUGAGCGAUUGCUUGUGAUACCCAUGUCAUGUCACUGCAAGUCUGGCUGCUAAACAUUAUAUUGGCUCCGAUAUAAGUGACAGAUUCAAAAUCACGCAGAUAGGACAUUAACUGUAGUCACUGGAUAUGAGAGUAUGUACGUUACCUAGACCUCAACUUUUGAGUUGCAAUGUGUGAGUACUGUAUAUGUUGUGAAAUACACUCAAAUCUCAUUAUAACAGAACUGCAUCUUACAUAAAAAUGAGUUCGUUACACCCGAAAAUUCGUUAUAAGAGUAUAUUCCUAGCACUCUAUCAGUUGCAAGACUAUUCUGCAUUUACUUUGCUAUAACUGAUAUUUCGUUAUAUCCGGGUUCGUUAUAUGGAAGUUUGAGUGUAGGCCACAUAUUUGUAUGUCCAAGAGCAAAUCUAGAUAGUUGCGUGCACUAUACCGCUCCGCAGCUUAAGCAGUGUGUUCAUCUGUGUCAUAAGCGAGUCGUAAGCCUGCAGCACGACUGCUUUAGCUCAGUUCUUGCCGGAUCGGAGAUCCGCGUUUUUUUAGUCAAGAAUCGACCCAGUGAUCUUGCCCAUGUGCAUUUUUUUACGCGCCAUUUUUACCUCGCCCUUUUAUGCAGCCACAUGUGCGAUGAUAUUUUUGGACAAUAAAUGCGAUUACACCCGUGU